This is a messenger RNA of Cyclocybe aegerita, 1590 nucleotides long. Lineage: Eukaryota; Fungi; Basidiomycota; Agaricomycetes; Agaricales; Hemipholiotaceae. The record is from the annotation of a GenBank genome assembly.
AUGAGGGUGUUGAAAGGGUUCGAGGGUGGAUACAGAUACGAGGUGGCUAGGAGUAGCGUUCAAGGAGAGGGAUGCCAGCUCAUCUCCUCUUAUCCGCACCCGCCAUCUCCUACUUCGCUGCUGCGCGACGCCAUGAGUGCGGAGAAUACAACGGUUUUUAUAGCCGAGAGAUUCACCACGACGGACUCGAACAUGAAUUUGACUACUGCCCGACUUACCAUAUCCCUUCGUGCCCGUUGUCAUAUACGUGAGCAGCCGGUCUUCUACCUUCGCAAGACCGGAAAAUGGCAUCGCUCGCCGUCGUCUGCGUUUAUGGAGGGAUGCCAAAUUGGCGUAGAGCUGCACACGUGUAGUCGCCGCCUCGACAUCCUCCCCACCAGCAACAUCCUCGCCCGGUUCCUCCUGCCUAAUUUCUCCAAUAUAGGCGUCCCAACCGACAUAUGCACUCCCUCCGCCCAUCGUCAAUGGGCGAUCGUGCUACACCUACUCUCCAACACCCCCGUACCAACUUGCAACGCCUGUAGCUACGCUCCGGGGCCCUCUGCGCCGGCCCCUAAGAGUAAAGAUUCGCCACAAGAUCUUUCAUCAACACUGGCGUCGAUUUCAAAGUUAACAGACUUCAUUCGACGCAACGAUCUCAAAUUAAGCAUCUGCGCCCGCGAAUGCAACAUCUGCGCCCGCGAAUGCAACAUCUGCGCCCGCGAAUGCAACAUCUGCAAAUGGUGCGACUAUCAAACUACGACCAACCCCAUCAGCGCCGACCUCGCCUCAACCUCAACGCCAACACCAACGUCCAACGCCUCGACUUCCUCGACUUCCAUAACCCGCAAACGUCAACCUCCGCGUCCACGUCUUAGACGCUAUGUUGUGGGGUCGUUCGCGUGUAUUGGAGGAGGUCUGUUCGGUCUCGACAUCUCCUCGAUGUCCGGGGUGUUAAACAAUCACUCCUACCUUAGCACCUUUGGCUUCCCAGGCCCUUCAGCACAAGGGGCCAUCGUUGCCUCUAUGCCAGCUGGAUCUCUCAUCGGCGCCCUCUCCGUAACGCAACUCGCUGACAGAAUUGGGAGGAAGAGGACUAUCAUUCUCGCUGGUAUAAUCUGGGUCAUCGGCUCCAUCCUUCAAUGCGCCGCCGUCAAUCGCGGCAUGCUCGUCGUAGGGCGCAUCGUCUCCGGCAUGUCGGUCGGGCUCUCCUCCGCCGUCGUCCCUAUCUACCAAUCCGAGAUCACUGCACCGUCCAUCCGUGGCCGUAUGGUCUCGCUACAGCAGUGGUCGAUCACCUGGGGUAUUCUCAUCCAGUACUUCAUCCAGUUCGGGUGCUCGUACAUUGACGGUGUGGCGUCGUUCCGCAUCCCAUGGGGCUUGCAAAUGAUACCUGCGAUCGUGCUGAGUGCUGGGAUGACGGUGUUUCCAGAGAGUCCGCGUUUCUUGUUUGACCACGGACACGAGGAUGACGCUCUGCAAGUGCUCGCCGACCUUCAUGGUGGAGGAGACAAGAAUCACGAGCUUGUCGUCCUUGAGUACGAGGAAAUUAAACAACAGGGACGGAAGGGCGCCGAGAGUCCGGACGAGAAGCACUCUGCGGAAGCAUAG